UUUUUUGAGGUGCCUCGGUAUUUUCGUAAAAUUUAAUCUGGUCACACUGAUGACAUCGCUUCCCUUGUUUCGACGGACUGUGUGCGGUUUGUCUUGUUGAGUGAGUUUCGUUCGCUUUUAUUUUAUGACUCGUGUCAUUGUAUUUGUAAUCGCGCUGCGCCAAAGUAAUGAGCUUAAUCUAAUUACUUCGAGGUGGAUGUGGUAAACGCGAGUGUUUUGUCGCAGUGCAGAGCGGGCGUGCAUCAGGUCUGUCAGAGCCGCAGCGACGACAUGAGGCCACACGACGAUAUCAGAAAUGGCGAUGACAGGGGCGCGGGGUCCCGGCCGUGCAGCGUGUCGGGGUCGUCGGAGGGCGGGUCGGUGGGGUCGGUGGGGUCGGUGGGGUCGGUGGGGUCGGUGGGGUCGGGCGACGAGGGGGAGGGCGGUGCGUCCGGGGACGAGGUGUCGCUGGUGGACGAGGGCGCGCCGGCGCGGGUGCUGUCGGCGCUGAACGCGCUGCGCAAGUCGCGCCAGCACUACGACGUGCUGCUCGUCGCCGACGGGGCCGAGGUGCCCGCGCACCGCGCCGUGCUCGCCGCCGCCUCGCCCUACCUGCUGGAGGCGCUCCAGAGCGAGGCGUCUCACGCGGUGCACCGCGUGGAGGACGUGUCGGGCGAGUCUCUGCGCGCGCUCGUGGAGUACGCGUACACGGGGCGCGUGCGCGUGCGCGGCGCGGGGGCGGCGCGGCGGCUGUACGCGUGCGCGUGGCGGCUGCGUGUCGACCGCGUGCGCGCGCAGCUAGCCACACGCCUGCUGCGACAGCUCGCACCCGCCACCUGCCUGCCGCUGCGCGCGCUGCCCGACCUCGCGCCCGACCAGCUGCAGGCCGUGGACCGCUACAUCGCCGCGCACUUUGAGGAGAUCUGCGCGAGCGGGGCCAUGAACGGCCUGCCAGUGGUGAAUAUCUCCAUGCUGCGGGACAGCAGCGCCGAGGACGGGGAGGAGACUCCCCCCGCGCUCGCAGACGCCGCGCUGGCCUGGCUGCGGGACAGGCAGCGCCCCGAUGUCACUCUGGAGGAGCUGUGCUCUCGCCAGCACCUGGUGUACGUGGACGCGCGCGGCGAGCUGCGGGACUGCGGCGAGCUGCCCGCCUCCAGCGGCGAGGCGGCCGAGCUCGGCCAGUACCGCCGCGACGCUGCCCGGCGCCGCACGCAGCCCGCGCCGCCCGCGCCCGCCAUACCCGCCAUGCCAGGGACGCUGGGAGCCAGAUCGGGGAAGGGCGGCGGGGAAUGGAGCGUGGUGGCCGCUCGGGCCGCGGGCGGCGGCAGCACGCGCGCGCUGUGUGUGCUGCGGGGGCAGCUCGUGGCCGCGCUCAUCACCUGGAGCGGGGCCGGGGCCGGCGGGAACAUGGCCCGCGGCGCCGUGCUGGGCAGCGCGCGGGGCAACACCGUCGAGGAGAGUGGCGAGCGACGCGCCCCGAUGUCGGAGCCGCGUUGCGCCCUGGGCGCGGUGGAGAUGGACGGGCGCCUGAUAGUGUGCGGCGGGUACGACCGCGCCCGCGUGCUCAGCUCGGCCGAGGCGUACGACCCUGACAGUAACGCGUGGGCCCCGCUCGCGCAUAUGAAGUGCGCGCGGGCCCGCUUCCCCGCCGCCCGCCACAGGCACGCGCUAUACGUGCUGGGCGGCAGCGACGGACACGCGGAACUAGACUCCGUCGAUGCCUACGAAAACGGAAAAUGGAAGGCGAAGGCGCGCCUGCCGCUGGCCCGCAGCCACGCCGGCGCCGCGGCGCAUGCGCAUCCCACGGGCGGCGCCAUCUUCCUGGCGGGAGGAUGGGCCGCCGGCCGCAGUCUCAAGCGGGUCGAUAAGUACUGUCCCAGCACUGACAGCUGGACUGAUGCCCCGCCGCUUAUCACCGGUCGUUCCCAAUGCGCGGUGGUAUUAUGGGAAGACUCGCUAUGGGCGUUGGGCGGCUGCGACACGUGGCAUUGUCUCGCUUCCACGGAGAGGCUCAAACUGACAGACGCUGAGGCAGACUGGCAGUGGGAAGCGGGUCCUCCUCUCCCGACGGCGCGGCGGUCGGUGGGCGGCGUGGUGUGGCGCGGGCGCCUCGUGUCCGCGGGGGGCUCCGACGGGGCCGCCUCCCUGCGACGCGUCGACUGGAUGAUGGGGACCGGGGGCGGGACCGGCGGCGGGACCGGGGGCGGGACCGGCGGCGGGUGGUGUGCGGGGCCCAGUCUCAGGCGCGCCCGAGCCGGACUCGCGCUCGCACCGAUCGGCGACGUGCUAUACGCGGCGGGCGGAUUCGACGGGAAACAGUUCCUAGCUUGCGUCGAGUGCCUCUACCACCCCGACGGGGAGUGGACCGCGCUCUGCCAGCCCGUCGCGCCCCUCCCCCUCCCCGUGGCGGUCGACGCGACCGCGACCACGACCACACCUGCGACCGCGACCGCGACCACAACUGCGACCGCGACCGCGACCACACCGACCGCAGACUCACUAGCAUCGUGCCCGGAUCAUUGACGGACGGACGGAAUGCUGCAACAACUCGCCUUAAACUUAUGAAUGUUGCGAACUCGAAGAGAUAAUUACGCGCCCUGAUUAUUGUGAGUUUGUUACGAAUUUUGGUGUAGAAUUGAUUAUGGGAAAGAAAGAAUUUAAUGACAGAUAACAUUCCAAAAUAUGAAUUUAAGAAAAAUAAGGUCGACCGGGUCCCUGCCGCGGCACUGAUGCUGCGGCGUUGCUAAUAUUUUUUGUUUGAAUGCUUCGAUUCGAGUAAGCUUGAUACGUUUAUCUCGAGAAGAGUAGGAGAACUUAUAUGAUAUUGCGCGACAAAUCUAAUGUAAUAUAUGCUUAACUUCAAAAAUAAUAAUAUUUAUAUAAGAAUAAAAAAAUCAGUAACAAACAAAAAUACAUGGACCGACUUCCCUCCUGCGGGUGUGAUGUAUCUGUUGAGGUUAUAAAUUUAUAA
Chilo suppressalis (striped riceborer) is the source of this 2950-nucleotide messenger RNA. The record is from the annotation of a GenBank genome assembly. Lineage: Eukaryota; Metazoa; Arthropoda; Insecta; Lepidoptera; Crambidae.